AUGAGGUUCUUUCAUCUGUUUGCUGUCGCGAUCUCGCUGUUCUUUGGUGUAUUAGCUACCGACAAUGGCCUCCAAACGGACGUGGAGUGGGAUAAUGGGUCGCUCAUGGUCAAUGGCGAGCGCGUAAUGAUUAUGAGUGGAGAGUUCCACUACGCUCGCCUCCCAGUUCCUGAGCUAUGGCUCGACGUCUUCCAGAAGUUCAAGGCAAAUGGCAUGAACGCAGUCUCAAUUUACUUCUUCUGGUCGUACCAUUCAGCAUCGAAGGGCGUAUACGACUUCACCACACCUGGCAAGGAUAUCCAGCGCUUAUUCGAUAUGGCCAAAGAAGCCGGCCUUUACGUGAUUGCGCGACCAGGCCCGUACUGCAAUGCCGAGACCAACGGUGGUGGCUUCGCACUCUGGACGAGUGAUGGAAGUGGUGGCAAGUACAGAACUUCAGAUGAGACCUAUCGGCAGGCAUGGUCCGAAUGGAUCGCGGAAGUUGGUGAGAUCAUUGCGAAAAAUCAGAUCACCAACGGCGGACCAGUCAUCCUAGCACAAGUUGAGAACGAACUCCAACAAACUCGUUAUGAAGCCGACAACACAUUGGUCAUCUACAUGGAACAGCUCAAGACCGCCUUCAAAGAUGCAGGCAUCAUCGUACCUUUGUCGCACAACGAGAAGGGCUUUAGAUCGAAGAGUUGGUCUACUGACUAUAACAAUGUCGGUGGUGCGAUCAACGUUUAUGGUUUGGACAGCUAUCCCGGUGGCAUGAGCUGCACGAACCUUGACACCGGGUUCAACCUACCGAGGACGUACUACCAGUGGUUCCAAGAGGUCUCCCCUACACAACCUGAAUACCUGCCCGAAUUUGAGGGAGGAUGGUUUCAACCAUGGGGCGGCUACUUCUUCGAUCAGUGCUUGGCUGAACAGAGCCCUGAAUUUGCGGAUGUCUUCUACAAGGGACUAAUCGGACAGCGAGCUAGUCUUUUGAACUUGUAUAUGGCAUACGGAGGCACAAACUGGGGUCACUCUGCAGCGCCCGUAGUUUACACUUCAUACGACUACGACGCACCACUACGCGAGACUCGAGAGGUCCGCGACAAGUUCAAACAGUACAAGCUUCUUGCCCUCUUUACCCGUGUAAGCAAAGGCCUUCACAACACCUUCAUGGAAAACAACGGCACCGCAAACGCAGUCGACAAUUCAGCUAUCUGGACCUGGCAGCUUAAAAGCCGCGAUACAGAGAGUAGGUUUUACCUCGCAGAGAACAACAACACGCGUACCCGCGCUGUGACUGAUUUCUCAAUGACUGUCAAGACAUCCGAAGGCGAUGUCAAGAUCCCAAGUUUGCAGCUUGCGGGUCGCCAAAGUCGAUGGGUAGUAACAGAUUACGCCGUGGGGGACAAGACGCUGCUUUACUCGUCCGCUGAGAUUGCAACCUAUGGCCUAUUCGAUCGACCUGUCAUCGUCUUCUACACACGAGAAGGGCAAAUAGGAGAGUUUGCGUUCAAGUCACAGAGCAACCUGACCUUCAAGGCGUAUGGCGCGGAGUCGAACAUUGCAAGUACGCCGGCGAACAGCACAUACUCAAGCUUCUCCUACAAACAAAGCAAGGGUAUGACCGUGGUAGAGUUUUCGAAUGGGGUUCUCGCUUAUCUGCUCGAUAUACCAACCGCGUACACCUUCUUUGCGUCGCCGACAACCGACGAUCCGAACGUCACUCCGGACCACCAGAUCUUCGUGCUCGGACCAUAUCUAGUUCGUUCAGCCAGUGUGUCCGGCGGCACAGUUGCUGUCAUUGGUGACAAUGCAAAUGCCACGACUAUCGAGAUAUACGCCGGCUCUGAUGCGAAUACGAUAUCUUGGAAUGGCAAAGAGCUCGCUACAACGAAGACAUCCUACGGUUCACUUACUGCCUCAAUUGACGGUGUCACAGAACGCAAGGUCACUCUUCCAGAGCUUUCAAACUUCAAGGCAGCUGAAUCUUCACCCGAGAUACAACCCUCGUACGACGACAGCAACUGGGUUGUCGCAAACAAGAACACCACUCUCAGCCCGGUGAAGCCACUCACACUGCCCGUACUCUUCAGCAGUGACUACAAGUACUACACAGGUGCCAAGAUUUAUCGUGGGUAUUUCUCAGGCAAGACCGCGACUUCACUCAACAUCACUGUACAGGGUGGAGUGGCGGCGGGAUGGAAUGCAUGGCUUAAUGGGCAGGCGAUUGGUUACCAUCCCGGCAACGCGUCGCAAACUUCCACAACCGCAUUGCUGUCUUUUAAGAACAUAACAUUAAAGGAUGAAGGCAAUGUCUUGACGGUAGCAACGGACUACACAGGUCACGAUCAGACGUCCACAGGCCCAGCUGGUGCAGAAAACCCUCGCGGUAUACUUGGUGCCCAGCUCCUCAGUGGCAACAACACCAAGCUAUCCUUCGACCAAUGGAAGAUCCAAGGUAACGCAGGCGGAGAGCGGAACAUAGAUCCAACCAGAGGACCUAUGAAUGAAGGCGGCAUCUACGGUGAACGCCUCGGGUGGCACCUCCCCGGCUUCGACACUUCCUCUUGGGAAGAUGCCAGUCCCACAACCGACGGUGUCCAAGGCGCCAGCAUCCGCUGGUUCACAACCACCUUCUCCCUCUCGAUCGAUUCCGAUCUCGAUGUCCCCAUUGGCAUCGAAGUCGGUGCGCCAAAAGGCACCAUCGCCCGCAUGCUCCUCUUCGUCAACGGAUACCAGUACGGCAAGUACGUUCCUCACAUUGGCCCACAAACUCGCUUCCCAGUUCCCCCUGGUAUUCUCAAUAUGAGGGGCGAGAACGUGUUGAGUGUGGCGAUGUGGGCGCAGACUGAGGCUGGUGCGAAGCUGGAUACGCUGAAGUUGGUUGAGUACGCCAGGUAUGAGAGUGGAUUUGCGUUUGCGAAGAUUGAUGGAAAGGCGUUACAAUCGGAGUGGGUGGAUAGGAGUCAGUAUGCGUGA
Alternaria atra is the source of this 2958-nucleotide messenger RNA. RefSeq lists its product as uncharacterized. The transcript has 4 exons. Gene Ontology annotation, molecular function: beta-galactosidase activity. Gene Ontology annotation, biological process: carbohydrate metabolic process. The record is from RefSeq and is a predicted model, not a curated record. Bases 1 to 2958 code for a protein of 985 amino acids. Lineage: Eukaryota; Fungi; Ascomycota; Dothideomycetes; Pleosporales; Pleosporaceae. Gene Ontology annotation, cellular component: vacuole.